AUGUUAAAUAGAUCAAGCCUACAGAUCCCUCAUGAUUUUAAUAGAAAAUAUAAUUUAAAAAACAAGGUAGAUGAAGGUUCUUUUUUUAUAUUAUUUCAAAGCAAGAUUACAAUCAUACAUAUAAGCAAUGUAUAUUUGUACUUAUGUGUAUAUAACUCAUAUAUAUAUAUAUAUAUAUACAGAUUUAUAAGAGUGAUAUUAAAAAAUAAUCAUUCAAGUGUCGACCUCUUCCAUUCUUUUUUAUUUUAA
Nezara viridula (southern green stink bug) is the source of this 249-nucleotide messenger RNA. NCBI's taxonomy places the organism in Eukaryota, Metazoa, Arthropoda, Insecta, Hemiptera, Pentatomidae. The record is from the annotation of a GenBank genome assembly.